Molecule: messenger RNA, 660 nt
Organism: Drosophila subpulchrella
Lineage: Eukaryota; Metazoa; Arthropoda; Insecta; Diptera; Drosophilidae
Product: N-alpha-acetyltransferase 20
Exons: 1
Coding region: 85-573 (162 amino acids)
Biological process (GO): N-terminal peptidyl-methionine acetylation
Cellular component (GO): NatB complex
Molecular function (GO): protein-N-terminal amino-acid acetyltransferase activity
Source: RefSeq, a predicted model, not a curated record
UAAGCAGGCCAUUAACAUGUCAUAACAUAAAAUCCUUCAAUUUGUUAAAAUAAAAUUAAACUAUAAUCCAAAUUUUUGAAUGAAAUGACAAGCUUUCGGGAAAUGCGUUUCGAUGAUCUAUUCAAAAUUAAUUCAUUAGUAUUUGAUGCCCUCACAGAGGUUUACAGCCUAACGUUCUUUGUGAAGCAUCUUCUGGAAUUCCCAGGACUCUCAAAGAUUGCCGAAGCUCCAGGUCCCGAUGGCCCUCUAAUGGGAUAUAUAUUCGGGCACUAUCUGGCCAAGCAAAAUAAGGAGCCGCAUAGUCAUGUGGCGGCAUUGACUGUAUCUCCGGAAUAUAGACGCCUUGGACUUGCCACUGCUCUAAUGGAUUACUUUUUCAUGGCUGCAACCCACAAAGGAGCUUCUUUUGUAAACCUCUUCAUGCGAGCCAGCAAUCAGGCCGCCUAUCACCUGUACUGCUCCAUGGGCUACGCUCAUCGCCAAACCCUCGUGGACUACUAUCCAGAUGACCCGGAACCGGAGAAUGCCUUCGAGAUGAGAAAGUACAUACCACGUCCUAUGGAGGUUCAUUAAGCGACACAUGUGUUUUUCAUAUAAAUUUUAGUUUUAUUUUCGGAUUACAUAGCUAAUUAAAGAAAAUCCAUUGAGGUGAAUUCUUAA